AUGAUCUGGGAUCUUUGUGAAUUUACCCAGAGCCAGAUGUUCAUUAUAGGUCAGGAUAUCUCCAAAGUUCAGAGAAUCGUGUCGGGCAGUAAAUCUCCCGCUAACGUCGGCGUAAUGAGGAGAGAGAGUGGCGCAGUUAAGGAGUGCCAGAUGGAAAAGGAUAUCUCCAAAGUUCAGAGAAUCGUGUCGGGCAGUAAAUCUCCCGCUAACGUCGGCGUAAUGAGGAGAGAGAUUGGCGCAGUUAAGGAGUGCCAGAUGGAAAAGCAGCUGUCAGGAGCAGUUCAGGCUCCUAUUGGCCGAGAAACGUUGACUGACACCCCCCACCCAUCAGCCGAUGACAUUCACCAAACUGAGUAUCUUCUUCCUGCUCACUGGUCUCUGAUAUCUGGAUAUAUGGACACAGGGACCGGGGUCAGGGGUCAGGGUCCGCGGGGGAAUGCCUCCAGAGUCAGACAGAAGAACCAGAAACCCCAGAAACCCCAGAAACUAAGGAGCGACCAGAGCCUCAGCAGGACGGCUGAGAAACAGAUGUGCACGGUGUCCUUCAGCGCCUUCAGCUGA
Molecule: messenger RNA, 561 nt
Organism: Menidia menidia (Atlantic silverside)
Lineage: Eukaryota; Metazoa; Chordata; Actinopteri; Atheriniformes; Atherinopsidae
Source: the annotation of a GenBank genome assembly